Tribolium madens (black flour beetle) is the source of this 1149-nucleotide messenger RNA. RefSeq names its product chromobox protein homolog 1-like. Lineage: Eukaryota; Metazoa; Arthropoda; Insecta; Coleoptera; Tenebrionidae. Gene Ontology annotation, biological process: chromatin organization; negative regulation of transcription by RNA polymerase II. The coding region runs from base 120 to 866 and encodes 248 amino acids. Gene Ontology annotation, molecular function: chromatin binding. Gene Ontology annotation, cellular component: pericentric heterochromatin. The record is from RefSeq and is a predicted model, not a curated record. The transcript has 4 exons.
UUUUUAUUAGGUUGGUGUUACGGUUGGUCACACUGUAUCACGAUAAACGCUCCCGUGGCGUCUCUUAUAAAACAUAAACAAAUUCUUUCACCUGAAAUUUAAAUUUUUGUGUCGCGGAAAUGAAACGUAAAGGAAGAAAAAGCAAAAAGGCCGAAACCGACACCCCAAACGGCCUAAGCGAUGAGAAAGACCAGAACGGCGACGCUUCCGAUCGGGAAGAGCACGAAUCGGAACCGGAGGAAAAAAAACGCAAAUCAAACAAGCGCAAAGGCUAUUCGAAGAAAGCGGAGGAAGAAACUGAAGAGGAGCCGCAAUACGAGGUGGAGCAAGUCUUGGACGAGAAGGUCAUCAGGGGGGUACACCAUUACCUCAUUAGAUGGAAGGGUUACGAGCCGGAAUCGGACACCUGGGAGCCCGAAUCGACUCUCAAUUGCCCCGAAUUGAUCGCGGAUUUCAAAAACAAGCAGAAGAAGAAAGGCAAAUCGAAAGCAGGACGGAAGAGAGCCAGAGACAGUGGGAAAAACAGCUCCACUGACGAAACAUGGGACGAAAAUGAAGAUUUUGAGGUUGAUCGCAUUCUGGACGUCUACUUUAAAAGAAACGGCCAACGUGAAUUCUUAGUGUCAUGGAAGGGUUACCCAAAUUCACAAAACAGUUGGGAGCCCGAGGAAAACAUGGAUUGUAAAGAUUUAAUCAAGAAAUUCAUGAGUAAAGUGGAAAAAGCUAAAGAAACCGAACACAGAGAGUUACGUGUCAAUAGGGCACACACAGAUAGAUUGACGCUCCUUUCUGACGGCCAUUUGGGGCGUCGUUUGAGCAAACGAAAUCUAGGAAAACAAAGGGUUCAUUACCAUGAUGCUGAAUAAAAACCAAGUAGUACAAUAUCAUUCAAAAAUGUUUGUGUUAAGGCAAAUUAUGUUUUGGUACUAUCAAUUGCUGAUGUUUUUCAUUUAUUGAAGAGAGUUUUUUUUUAUUAUUAUCUAACUAUAGGUACAUAAUAUCUAGGGUAGCUCUAAUAAAUAUGUGCAAAUACUUUAAGUUGUACUCAAAAUUUACAUAUUUAUUAAUAAGGAAAAGAAAUUAUCUUUAUUUAUUAGAUCAGAUUAUUUAAGUACUUCGUGUUUUGUGUAAAAUAAAUUUUUACAACUA